UGCCGCUGUACAUGCACUGCAGGCGCAAAUGUAAACCUGAAAUCGAGGCUAUCCCUGUAUAACACUUGAAAAAAAAACAGCGCGAAAGUUUCGUUUUAAAUUUGUUGUUGGCUCUAUAAGCACUAUGAACGAACCAAAGCUCCACAGAAAACAUAGAAGUCGAGGGAAGCAGUGUUCAGUUGUAGCUUGUAAUAAUUUUGAAUAUCUAAGCGACGGAACACCAUCGAAAAUUCACUUCUUUAAGUUUCCAACCAAGCCAUCGCUUCGAAAUCGAUGGUGCAAUUUAAUCAAGCGGCAGCACGGCAGAGACGGCUUUUACGUGAAACCUUCAACGGUCGUAUGCGGCCAUCAUUUUAAGGAAAAUGACCUAUGCAAACCUCCGGGAAGAACGCGGUACAGGCUACGACCAGGAGCAGAGCCAUCCAUAUUCCAUAGUCGUAGAGUUGUACGAGGUUGAACGACGGUAUAUUUCGCAAGUCCUUGCUCCACUCACAUCCCCGAGAGGCUUGAUCUCUAGACAAAACUUCGUACGUUAUUUCGUGGUCACUUUUGGUGUUCGAAAUCAACGAUAUCAAUGGCUGUUCUUGUUUUGA
Molecule: messenger RNA, 593 nt
Organism: Stylophora pistillata
Lineage: Eukaryota; Metazoa; Cnidaria; Anthozoa; Scleractinia; Pocilloporidae
Source: RefSeq, a predicted model, not a curated record